CUGUGGCUUGUCCUCAACGUUCCUCCUCCCUAAGCCUAACAUGUCACUCUUCCCUAACACGAAUACCAACACAGGUUCGACGUCCGGUGGAGGGCUCUUUGGUAACACCCAAGGCAGUGGAAGCUCUUCCGGCACGACGAAUAUCUUUGGAGGUUCAAACUUCGGAGCUCCCCCAUCUACCGGGGGCAGUCUAUUCGCUAACACAUCCAAUGCACCAGGUAGCUCAGGAAAUACAGGAGGAAGCGUCUUUGGUAGCACGCCUUCGACGGGGACUGGAGGCAGUAUCUUAGGUGGCGGCAACACUAGUUCAACUACGCCUUCAACUGGUGGUGGACUCUUUGGAUCAACAGCACCAGCAGCUUCAGGUACCAACGCUCCAACAGGAGGAGGAUCUGUAUUUGGAGGAUCCGGCGCGACGACUACCCCUGGUGCUAGUUCAUUAUUCGGAGGAUCGAAACCAGCAACCUCAGGCAGCACAUCUGGCACAGGCACCGGCUCGCUCUUUGGAGGCGCAGGCAGUACCGCACCUUCUGGUACUGGUGCUACCCCCAGUGCUGGGUCUACCUCGCUCUUUGGGGGCUCCAACACAGCUCAGUCUUCAAGUGCCCCCGCCUCAGGGACUACAAACAUCUUUGGGGGAGGUAUCUUCGGUCAGAAGCCCAUAGAUCAAGCCGGCUCGUCAAUUCCUAAACCUGCUACCCCAAGCAUAUUUGGCCAACCAGCCUCAACUGGCGCAGCUGCAACGUCUGCAACCACCACCGCACCCUCCGGCGGCCUCUUUGGAAACCUACCGAAGCCGGCGGAGGGAGCAGCUACCACUCCAGCCGCUAGCACCUCAACCCCUGCUGGAGGACUGUUCGGAGGCUUGUUUGGUCAAAAGCCAGCAACUCCUGCACCAACAACAACUACGGGUCCAUCUACAGGGCCGACACUCCCAUCAUUCAGCUUGGGCGGAACUAAGGAUACAUCGAAAGAUGGCGCGGCGCCAGCUACUACCGGUCUGUUUGGCCAGCCUUUAAGCAAGGAUACGGGCAAGCUUGAGGAAAAGAAAGAUGGUGCAGCAGCCCCUGCACCGGCGUUCAGCCUAUUCGGCGCCAAAAAAGAUGGUACAACUGCAGCUUCUGCUUUUACAUUAGGCGGUAUUGGUGCUACAAAACCUGCGACACCUGCACCUGCAACAACUACUCCAGCUGUAUCCGUUCCACCUCCCUCCAUGCUCAGGGGUAAAACAAUAGAAGAGAUCGUAAACCGAUGGUCUUCAGAACUCGAAACUCACGUAAGGGAGUUUAACAAGUUCGCUGGCGAGGUAGCAGUGUGGGAUCGUGCGUUGAUUGAGAACGGUAACAAUUUGGCUGCUCUAUAUUCCGUCGUUCUAGCAGCAGACCGAGAGCAAAAUGACAUCGACCAAUCUCUCGACCAUAUAGAACAACAACAAAAAGAUCUUUCAUCAACAUUGGAGGCAUACGAGAAAGUUACAGAAGAGAUUAUUGGCGGCCAGGGCGGAAGCCUACGAGCGCUGGACACUGGUCCUGCAGAUACGGAGCGCGACAAGAAGUACAUCUUUGUUAUCGAGUCCAGUUUCAAGUGGCUAAUCCUUGAUCUUCGCAGUUACAUGCUUGCCACGGAAUUGCAUGGUCAUCUUGAUGAUCUUUCAAAUUCACUGGUCGAGAUGAUCGAGUCAGUGAAUGCACUGUCCACGUCUUCGGGCACGGAUACCACUGCGACCGAAGACCCAGUUGGUCAGAUUGCGCAGAUAUUGAGUAGCCAUCUGGAGAGUCUACAGUGGAUAGAUGGUGCAGUCAAGGAAGUUGAGAGCAAACUUGGCGACGUUGAGCGAAGAGUACGAGGAGCCAGCGAGAGUGGAGGACAAGCAGGUGGAUUUAAAUCGCGUGGAUACGGUUUGGGUAGAUAAACAAAACCCAUGAUCUUGUUUCUUGUCACUUUACCUUUCUUUCUUCUCGUAUGAAUCUUGUACAUGGGUUGCUGCAGCACAUCUCAGGUGAGAAAUAAAGGAACCAAUGGAAAACGAACAUCGAUGUCAUACCCACAGAAU
Messenger RNA from Somion occarium, 2053 nucleotides. The record is from the annotation of a GenBank genome assembly. Lineage: Eukaryota; Fungi; Basidiomycota; Agaricomycetes; Polyporales; Cerrenaceae.